AUUCUGAUAGGGUUUUUGUCUUUUGAUGAAACUAAUAUUCUUUCUUCCUCUAUUUUCGUUUAUGGAGUUAAAGGUUGGGAGUGUUUAGAUGAGAAAAGCCAAAUUGUCUACUGGUGAAGUUGAUUAACUAGUGGUGUGAACUGUUUUAAGUGGCCACUUGAUGAGAUAUUUUUGUUCCACUGACCUGACCACAAGUGUUUUUUGGUUGCUGAGAAAGUUGAGUAGGAAAAAAAUAUAGUUCUUUUUUCUUUUAUAAGAAAAACAUAAUCUUUUUGAUAAAACAGAAUCUUCUACUUCAGAAAAAAAAGCCAAACGUUUCUUUUCACAUGAGAUUCCAUGUUCUUCAAGACUUGUUUUUUUCCAUUUAUUCACUACUAGUGGAUUGUCUUGUUUUAUUGGUUCUUUCAUCUCACAAAAGAAACGCUUUUGCUGGGCCAUCAAACAUCCCUGAGUAUGAUACUGGAGAAGAAGGAGAUCUAUUCAAAGCUCCUGAUUCAAUUCUUGAAGAGUCAAUCUUAACCGUUGAUCCACUCUCAGCUGCCUUAACGAUGAUCUCUUGCGGGGAAGACUCUUCCCAAGGGCUUUGUGAUCUUCCUGAUCUCGAUCUUGGGUUGUUUCAGAGUGGUCAGCAGCUUCUUGACAAAGCCUUUUAUGAAUGCGAGCAAGGUCUCACGAUGAAAUCAGCUAUGAUGGAGUCUCCACUCGCUGAUGUUUUAGACGUAAAGAACAUCUCUCUCGUGACAACGGGGAUCGAUGAGAGCCACGAUACGCAGAAGACCGUAAGCUCGGGGAACUUGAGCUCUAUGGAUCGGUCACAUGCACAUCAAGAGGCUGUUGUGGUUCAGAAUUUUCCUGAUUUUUCUCACUUGGAUUUUAGUUCUGAUUAUGGGAUGCGACGAGCCUUUAGUGAAGGCGACAUACAGAAACUAGGGACUGGUCAUUUUCAAUCUCCACUGGAUAGGAUUAUUGUGAGCUGUACUUCGGAGGAUCGACGUGAGAAGCUUUCUAGAUACAGGAACAAGAAGAGCAGGCGAAAUUUCGGGCGUAAAAUCAAGUAUGCUUGUAGGAAAGCUCUUGCAGAUAACCAACCGAGGAUCCGAGGAAGGUUUGCGAAAACAGAGGAGAGGAAGUAAAAUGGUUUCAAAUGAAUGGGGCUGAGGCAAAAGGAAGAACUUGAAAACAUAAGGAGAUAAAGCCUCUCCUGCAUUAGAAACUAGUUUUGUUUAAUAUCUAAUAUAUGUUUAGAAUUAAAAUGUUAUAAGCCUUUAGUUAGUUUUUUUUGUAUAUACAUGGUUUCUCUGAAUAAGCUUUUUAUGGAAAGAAAUGUAGCUACAGAAGUGUCAUGUAAUGGAGGUGAAAUAUGUAAAAAUGUAUGUAUGUGUAAAAUUCUAAAUAUAUUUAUUAUAUAUAUAUGUGAAAUGAAAAAGUGAUUGAUGUUUU
Messenger RNA from Brassica rapa (field mustard), 1440 nucleotides. Its product is annotated as zinc finger protein CONSTANS-LIKE 10. Gene Ontology annotation, molecular function: DNA-binding transcription factor activity; protein binding. Lineage: Eukaryota; Viridiplantae; Streptophyta; Magnoliopsida; Brassicales; Brassicaceae. Gene Ontology annotation, cellular component: nucleus. Gene Ontology annotation, biological process: regulation of flower development. The record is from RefSeq and is a predicted model, not a curated record.